Molecule: messenger RNA, 614 nt
Organism: Leptopilina heterotoma
Lineage: Eukaryota; Metazoa; Arthropoda; Insecta; Hymenoptera; Figitidae
Product: COX assembly mitochondrial protein homolog
Exons: 3
Coding region: 52-501 (149 amino acids)
Cellular component (GO): mitochondrion
Source: RefSeq, a predicted model, not a curated record
CAAUAACUGUUUAGAUAGAGGAAAAUUUUUAUUAUCAUAUUUUAGUUGACAAUGGUCGAUUCACAAAAAGAAUCUUCGCAAAAUGCAGAAAAAAGCCAGAAACCUAGAGAAAAAACAGUUCUUCGACAUAGUCUUUCAGGAGGACCACAUGGAUUAGGCGAUCCGGAUGAUAAAUUUUUGAGAAAAAUAGAAUCAGAUGUGCUUAUUCAAGAGAAAAUUAGAUACCUUUCUAGGAAAGAAAAGUGCGCAGAUGUAUCGAUAGAAUUUGGCAAAUGCAGCAAGGAUGCUGGAUUACUAAUGCCUUGGAAGUGCAGAGAAGAAAAUUCUAAACUUCAAGAAUGUCUAAAAUAUUGGUUUAAUAAUCAGGAAUUUAGAGAUUACUGUACAGAGCAAUAUUUAAGUGAGCGAAGUGAAUAUCGAAGAACAGGAAUUCCCCCAAAGAAACUUGAUCGAAAAACAAAAGUUUGGAUAGAUAAUCCUGAAACUCAAACUCAACAGUAAUUUCUAAUUUAAAUAAUUAAUAUUAAAUAUUUAAAAUUUUUAAUAAUGUAUAUAAAAGCGUGUAAAUAAAAGUACAGAAAUAGACACAAAUUCUAUCAAAAUAUAUAAAUAUA